GGCCUUGACAGCUGGCUCCAUGUAUUUAGCCAACCUUCUCAUGAAGUGCCAAUUUAUUUGACCUCCUCAUCAUCGAGACCAUUUGUAUAUUGUAUUUUUAUUCAUUCUCUCUCUCUCUCUCUCUCUCUCUUUCUCUUUGUCUGUCCGCAACCAACAGCCAACGAUGGAUGAAUCCAGCUCACAUAAGUUGGUUUGGGACGGCGACGCCAAAGCCGUGCAGCAGUGUCUAACGGAUAUAUUCACCAGCGUCUACACCACGUGUGACAUUCCGGAAAAUGCAAUUUUCGGCCCUUGUGUAUUGAGCCACACGUCGUUGUAUGACAGCAUAGCCUUCGUAGCACUCAAAUCAACGGACAAACGAACUGCGCCGUACAUAUUCAGGGUAAGGAAAUAAUACUAUUGUGAUUUUCGAGAAUGAUAAUAGUGAUAAUGUUCUAUAUUUACGAUUUUAUUACAUCUCCUUAUUCAGACUGAAUUAAAUUGUCUGCCAUGGUUGAUUUAUCAUUAGGUCUAUUGCACCCAGAGUAGGCGACAUUGAAGAUACAAAUAUGUUUUUUCAUUUCUAUUUCUUAUGACAUUGGUGUGACGCCUAUAUUAUUUGUAUUAGACCCAACUGGACGUGUUAUCUUACAAGAUAGCAUGCAGGUAUAAUGCAUUUUGAUAGUUGCACAACCAAAACACAUUCAAAAUAGCCUAUAUAUUUAUUUUUGGCCACAGCCUAUGCGUAAACGGUAAGAAUGAAUGCUGAAGCACGGACUUCUCGUUUGGGUCCAACUAACGAAUUUUCCUCGCUUUCUGUCACCGUUCAACGCGCAGGUGGACACGUCAGCAGCCAACAGCACGUCGGACGGCUUGAUGUGGCUGCGGCUCGUGCAGUCGGCGCGGGACCGGGACGAGCAGAACCUCGAGUCCUACGUGAAGAACGGACAGCUGUUCUACCGGUCUCUCCGGAGGAUCGAGAAGGACGAGGAGCUGUUGGUCUGGUACGGGAAAGACCUGAUUGAGCUGCUGCUGCUCAGCGCGAGUAAAGCACCGGUCAAGGCCAAGGGUGAGUUGGUAGCCUAGUAGCUUGGCCGGGUAGUGGAACAGACCUAGAAGGUUUGCACUGAAGCGUUCCGUUUCAGUUGGCUGUUUUGUAGUUUCGGUCUCGCCUUUCUUGAUAAUGAUCCAUCAAAAAUAAUUCCAAUAGUCUUGUAGCUCAUAUUCAGUUUAUAUUCAAAUUGAUAAAAGAGGAAAAUAACAGCUUUUGUCAAAUAAGACUACAUUGUACAUUUACAAUCAUUUACACCAACAGUUGAGGGUAAAUAAAUUGCGUAAAUUAGGUGUUCCAAAAAUAAAUGCAAUAGGCUUAUUUCUGUAUUUAUAAUUUAUAGUUUACAAUAAUCAGAAGAUGAUAGCUCUAUUUCAGCUUUACCAAAACAUUACAGAACCCACUACUGUUUUUUUAAGGAAGAUACUGUAUAUUAGCAAGCUUUUUUAUUCUUUCUGAAUGAUUUACAUUCUUUUCCUUCUGUUCAUUUCCAGGGUCCGCUCCCUACUCCUGUCCUGACUGCAACCAGCGCUUCCAGUUUGAGUUCCCCUUCCUGGCCCACCUGAGGUUCCGCUGCACCAAGAGACUACAGAGCAUGGCAGCAGGCAGUGUGGACGAGGAGGUCCACAGUAAGGAGCCAAGCACAGAGCGCCCUAACCCCAACACUACCACCACCACACCCACCAGAGCUAGCCCUAAACUGGGCCGCUCGGAGGGGGACAGCGCCAAACCCUCCACAGACUUCCAUAACCUAGCCAGAGACCUGGAGAACAGUCGGACCAGUCCGCCGAGUGACCGUGAGGCUGAGAUCCGCAGCGAGAGCUCUGGGAAGAGGAAGUUCUCCGAUGUGGAGGACAGGGAGAGGGAUGGUAGCAGGGCCUCUCUGAGUCUGUCUCAGUCCCUCAAGUCUAAGGAGGAGCUGGCUAGCUCAGCACAGAACUAUCGGGGAGUGUACGGCCUGGAGGAGAAUCGACGAGGGCCGACGUUCUCCCCUCCAGGGUCGGGGUCCACCGAGUCGGGUGGUGAGGGUAAACGCAGUGCCUUCACUGAGGUCAAGAAGUCUCCACAGAGCUUAAAGACGCACAGUAACAGCGGCAGCACCAAAAACCUCCAGAGCUCCAAUGCCGAGAACAAGGACGGAGGUCGGCCCAGCCCGGGCAGCAACCCUCCCCAGGAGAAGCAUCUCAACAUCAGGCAGGUUCUGUCAGAGACCCAACCUCCCCAGUCCCAGACCCGCAUGGAGUCCUCUCCGCUCGGGAGCGCCUUCACCUCCGUAGUCCAGCAGGGUGGGGGCAAUGGCGGGCAGAGGAAGAGCGCCUUCAGCCAACCCUCCCGCCACUCUACCUCCUCCUUCUCCCAGAUCUCUCCUCUGGUCAUGACUACGCCCAAACUCCUGGACUGCCACCCGGCGGUGGGCGACACCAUCUCUUCCUCCAGACUCUACCAGGCAGACCACCUGGCCGCCAAACUCCACGGCGCAGAGCUGGGCGCCAACUGCCCAGUGCCAGGAGCCAUGUCCAAGCAGAGCCCGUUCCUCUACGCGGCGGCUGCAGCCACAGCCUUCUGGCCCAAGAGCCAGGGCCCCAUCCAGCUGCAGAUGCCCUCAGCGCUAACCUUACUACCACCCUCCUUCACCUCUCUGUGUCUGCCCGCCCAGAACUGGUGCGCCAAGUGCAACGCCUCCUUCCGUAUGACCUCUGACCUGGUGUACCACAUGAGGUCGCACCACAAGAAAGAGUUUGCCAUGGAGCCAAUGGUCAAGAGGAGGCGUGAAGAGAAACUGAAGUGUCCAAUCUGUAACGAGUCGUUCAGGGAGAGGCACCACCUCUCGCGUCACAUGACCUCCCACAACUGAUUUUUAGAUCAAUAACAUACCGUUUUCACACAUGCUAGGGCGAGCUGAACUAAGCUGAGCCGAGCCGAGCUGUACUGUACUGCACUGGCCUGGUUACGGAAUUGCAUUUGAUUAAGAAACCCUUGCUUGAAAGGACAGUGUGUAAAGAAUAUACGGUAGGCGAAGCAGAACAGUAAGGUUUGGCCAUCCACUGAAGCUUCUGGGACGGACCGUAAAAGACAAUGGGAAAAUAGUAUACCCCUGCCAGGCCAGCACAGCACGGUUUGGGUCAGCACAAUAGUGGGAAAGGGGUAUCACAUCACAGACCAUGGGGAGAAACUUUUUUGCUGACUGACUGACUGACUGACUGACUGACUGACUGACUGACUGGCUGACUGACUGACUGACUGACUGACUGGCUGACUGACU
Molecule: messenger RNA, 3293 nt
Organism: Coregonus sp. 'balchen'
Lineage: Eukaryota; Metazoa; Chordata; Actinopteri; Salmoniformes; Salmonidae
Source: the annotation of a GenBank genome assembly